AUGGUGAGCAAACAGACAUUCCUUCCCCUGUGUGUCCCUGUUCUUUCUACUCUUGCCUCAGUGGCCCUUUGGGCAGGGCAACCACCCUCACUGCCUGUUGUGGACACCGCGCAGGGCAGAAUCCUGGGGAAAUAUGUCAGCUUAGAAGGUUUUGCACAGCCUGUGGCCGUUUUCCUGGGAGUCCCUUUUGCCAAGCCCCCUCGUGGAUCCUUGAGGUUUGCUCGGCCGCAGCCUGCAGAACCAUGGAUCUUCAUGAAGAAUACUACCUCUUACCCUCCAAUGUGCUCCCAAGACCCAGUGGCGGGGCAAGUGAUCUCAGAGCUCUUUACCAACAGAAAGGAGAACAUUAAUCUCAAGUUUUCUGAAGACUGUCUUUACCUAAAUAUUUACACUCCCGCUGACUUGAGGAAGAGAAGCAGGCUGCCGGUGAUGGUGUGGAUCCGCGGAGGAGGUCUGAUGUUGGGCGGGGCAUCAACCUAUGAUGGGCUGGCCCUCUGCCAUGAAAACUUGGUGGUGGUGACCAUUCAGUACCGCCUGGACAUCUGGGGAUUCUUCAGCACAGGGGAUGAACACAGCCGGGGGAACUGGGGUCACUUGGACCAGUUGGCCGCACUGCACUGGGUCCAGGAGAACAUUGCCAACUUCGGAGGGGAUCCAGGCUCUGUGACCAUCUUUGGAGAGUCAGCAGGAGGGGAAAGUGUCUCUAUUCUGGUGUUAUCUCCCCUGGCCAAGAAUCUCUUCCACCGGGCCAUCUCUGAGAGCGGUGUGGCCCUCACUUCUGUCCUGGUCAAGAAGGACGUGAAGGCCGCAGUUAAGAAAAUUGCUGUGUUUGCUGGGUGUAAAAACACCACCUUGGCUGUCCUCGUUCACUGCCUGUGCCAGAAGACAGAGGACGAGCUCUUGGAAAUAACGCUGAAGAUGAAAUUUUUCCCUCUUGAUUUACAUGGAGACCCCAGAGAGACCAGCAACUUGGAUUUACUUCACUCUUCUUGGAAUACAUGUGAAAAACACCAGAAACGCUCAAAAAUGGGCAUAAUAGAAGGCACCUGUCAGGCUGCAGAUGCCGGAGGCCCCGCUUACAUGUAUGAGUUCCAGUAUCGCCCAAGCUUCUCAUCAGCCAUGAAACCCAAGACGGUGAUAGGGGACCACGGGGAUGAGCUCUUCUCGGUCUUCGGGGCUCCAUUUUUGAAAGAUGGUGCCUCAGAAGAGGAGACCAAUCUCAGCAAGAUGGUGAUGAAAUUUUGGGCCAACUUUGCUCGGAACGGGUGA
Kogia breviceps (pygmy sperm whale) is the source of this 1269-nucleotide messenger RNA. Lineage: Eukaryota; Metazoa; Chordata; Mammalia; Artiodactyla; Physeteridae. The record is from RefSeq and is a predicted model, not a curated record.